UGGUGCAGUAGGUAAGCAGCAGUCGUCCUUCGCGCAUGAAACUUGACUUAUCCUAAAAAAAAAAAAGAAAGAAAAGAAACGCCUCUUUCUCGCGUGCUCUCUCUUUCUAUCUCUCUCUCUCUCUCUUUUCUUGGUUGAGCUGGAGUGGAUUGACAGGUGCGCCGCAGGCAGGACGAGGUGCGCGAAUGCACACUGACACAUCCCGUCUGCGAACUUGCAGUCCCUCUCUGAGCACCGACCCCGAGUAGAACAGAGGCUGAGGAGAGGAAGCGCGCGCGCGCAGGCUUUCCUCCUCACCGCGCGCGCUCUUUCAGGCUGCGGUACAGAGCGCGCGGGACCGUCAGCGUCCUGUCCUUCUCGUUUCCAGCGCGAGGAGCUGUUUUCUUUCUUCCAGCAGAAGAAAGGGAAAUACUACGGUCCUGAUGUGAGCUGCGAAGCUUUAAGUAGAAAACUUUGGUGGGGGAAAAAAAAGUGAGGACCGGCUACGCAAACCGGCUCAGUGUGAUUAAAUGAGGCUUACUGCAGAAGUCCCCUGUGAUACUACAUCCUCUGGGACCCUCAGUGCUGUUUCUCAGAUGAACGCAGAAAUUCCCAUCAGCUAACUUCCCCUCAGAAGACGGUUUGUCAUCUGUUGACCAGCUUCUCAUCUAAAUGCCACCAUGCCCAUCAUCAGCAACACCAACCAUGAUUUUAGCAACCUGUCUGUCAGUGAUGACAGUAGCUUGGACCGCAUCUUCACUGAGAUCCCUGAAACAGAGACAAUCAAAGGUGUGUAUUACCAGCGUGCACGCCUCUUACGCCGGCCUGAGGAUUUGCUAUCCGUGGAUCACGCGCUACAGGCACUCAUCAACGUAGGGGGAAACCGCUACACACUGCCAUGGAGCACAUUGGAGCAGUUCCCAAUGACACGUCUGGGCAAGCUGCGAACAUGCAGGAGCCCUGAGGAGAUCGCUGGUGUGUGUGACGACUAUGACGAGGCACGCCACGAGUUCUUCUUUGACCGCAGCCCCAGCGCUUUCCGUGUCAUCUUAAAUUUCCUAGCAGCGGGUAAGCUGCGGAUGCUGCGUGAGACAUGUGCGCUCUCGCUGCAUGAUGAGCUGACCUACUGGGGUAUAGAGACGGCAUGCAUGGAGCGCUGCUGCAAGCGCAAAAUGUACAUGCGCCUCGAGGAGGUGGCUGAACAGGAACGUCGCAAGCAGGACGAGUUCAGGGGACGCAGUUCUCAGCAGCACCCCCCACAGGAUGACACAUGCUACCACAGGUUCAUGAGUCGCCUCAGGGACAUGGUGGAAAACCCUCAGUCAGGUCUGCCAGGGAAGUUGUUUGCCUGUUUCUCAGUGCUUAUGGUGGCCGUCACUGUCGUCAGCCUGUGCAUCAGCACCAUGCCCGACCUGCGAGAGGAAGAGAACAGGGGUGAGUGCUCUCAGAAGUGCUACCACAUGUUCAUCGUGGAGACCGUGUGCGUGGCGUGGUUUUCGCUGGAGUUUGUUUUACGCUUCCUGCAGGCACGCAGCAAGCUGGAGUUCCUACGAGGACCACUCAAUAUCAUCGACGCCAUGGCAAUCAUGCCCUACUACGUUUCCCUGGCUGUGGAUGAAGACGAGGAAGAGACGGGGAUAGACCAAGAACGCUCAUCCACAGGCAAGGGCUACCUGGACAAGCUGGGCCUCUUAUUGCGAAUGCUGCGAGCACUGCGCAUUUUAUACGUGAUGCGGCUAGCACGGCACUCACUGGGCCUGCAGACUCUGGGACUGACCGUGCGCCGAAGCACGCGUGAGUUUGGCCUUCUGCUUCUCUUCUUGUGUGUAGCCGUGACACUCUUCUCGCCACUUGUGCACCUGGCGGAGAGUGAACUAACUGGCGAUCAGGACUUCAGCAGCAUCCCCGCCACCUACUGGUGGGCCAUUAUCUCCAUGACGACAGUAGGGUAUGGCGACAUGGUGCCGCGUAGCAUCCCCGGUCAGGUGGUGGCGCUCAGCAGCAUCCUGAGCGGCAUCCUCAUCAUGGCUUUCCCUGCCACCUCCAUCUUCCACAUGUUCUCACGCUCCUACCAGGAGCUCAAACAGGAGCACCAGCGAAUCAUGAAGGAGGAGUGCGCUAAAGCCACAGCUGAGGCUGUGGACAGACUCGGGGAGGAGCCAGAAAGAAGCGGGGAUCAUCCUCCACCUAUACUGGCUCUCCAUCCAGAUCCUGAAAAGGCUGGAUCCACUGAGGGCACGUCUUUAUUAGUGAACAGUGCAGACUCGUCAGGGAAUAUCAGACACUUGUUACCAGUAGGACCCAUGUAGAGACUAUUGACACUAUUGAUAGUGUGGACUUUGUAGUGGUUCCUGAUCUUCUAACCUUUCACAUGAAGGAAAGGAUAUAAGGACCACUCUGUUUGGGAAAAAAAAUCAACAAAAAAUUCUAUAGAGACUUUCACCAUGUGAAUCAGGCUAUUUUGUCUUCCAUCAGCCAUCAGCUGACUAGUUCUAAUUGAAAUACUGCAGUUUACAUAUUCAGCUCGGAUCGAACACCUUUUUCAGAUUUAAUAAUUGGCCUCGAGCCUAUUAAACCAUGCAGAUGAUUUUUAUCGUCCCAAUUUGUCAUGGCUAUGGCUUUGUCAUGCUAUAAUGAUAGUAGCCUAGAUCAUUUUUGAUUUCUUGUGUCAUUGUGAGCUCUUCCUUCAGUUUAAUCCAAUUAAAAUCGACACAAGCUAGCAUAUUAUAUUGGUUUGUUCAAGAUUUAAUAUGAUACUGCUCUCACAUCAGUGCUACAUUUAUAUUGUCAAGAAAGAAAUAUAUUCUAGGCACAUUUAGUCUUGCGAUUCCUUUGUAGCAUUUUGGACACACAGCAGUGACUGACCCAUAAUGGAUCCAAAUAAAAGGCUGUAGUUAUCCCA
This is a messenger RNA of Ictalurus punctatus (channel catfish), 2881 nucleotides long. It is a transcript of the gene kcng4a, whose product is annotated as potassium voltage-gated channel, subfamily G, member 4a. Gene Ontology annotation, molecular function: delayed rectifier potassium channel activity; protein binding. Lineage: Eukaryota; Metazoa; Chordata; Actinopteri; Siluriformes; Ictaluridae. Gene Ontology annotation, biological process: potassium ion transmembrane transport; protein homooligomerization. Gene Ontology annotation, cellular component: voltage-gated potassium channel complex; membrane. The coding region runs from base 660 to 2288 and encodes 542 amino acids. The transcript is spliced from 3 exons. The record is from RefSeq and is a predicted model, not a curated record.